UCAUAUCAUAUCAUAUCAUAUUAUAUAAUUGACUAAACUUCACAAUGGCCAUUGAUCCAGAAACCUUUAAAUUCGAUACUCCACAAUUCGACCCAAGAUUCCCAUACCAAAACCAAACCAAACAUUGUGCUCAAUCUUACGUUGAUUAUCAUAAAUGUGUUAAUGUUAAAGGUGAAGAAUUUGAACCAUGUCAAAUCUUCUUUAAGACUUUCACUUCAUUAUGUCCACUUGAUUGGGUUGAAAAAUGGGAUGAUCAAAGAGCUGCUGGUAAAUUCCCAGUUAAGAUGGAUUAAACAAUUCAUAAACAUUGUAAAUUAAUUAUUCAUCAUUUUAACUCAUCUACUACACACCUAUUCAUCAAUCCAUCCAUUUAUCAUCAUCACCAUCCUCCAUUUCAUUUUUUAUUUCAUCCAUUCCAUUAUUCAUCAGUAGUAAUGGCAAUCAUAUCAUUUAACGAGAGAAAUGUUUAAAUCUAAUGAUGAAUUUGUCCUUUUUGCCAAUUCAUUCAAUUAGUUUAUCAUUUCUGAAGAAUAUAUCUUUUUAUCAUUUUCAUCUUUAUAUAUAUUCACUUAAAGUAAAGAAUGAUGUUGUUUUUGAUUUAAUAGCACCAUUUCUUAUCAAAAAAAAAUUUAUAACGAAUAACAGAAUAAUCUCCCAAAGAAAGAGCUAUACAUAUAAUCUAUAUGAACAAAUACGUUAAAUAU
Scheffersomyces coipomensis is the source of this 704-nucleotide messenger RNA. RefSeq names its product cytochrome c oxidase subunit VIb. The transcript has a single exon. The record is from RefSeq and is a predicted model, not a curated record. The coding region runs from base 45 to 293 and encodes 82 amino acids. Lineage: Eukaryota; Fungi; Ascomycota; Pichiomycetes; Serinales; Debaryomycetaceae. Gene Ontology annotation, cellular component: mitochondrion; respiratory chain complex IV.